CGGAACGUCGUCCCGAGGAGGCAGCGAGUUCGACUCGUGCCGGGCUACGAACCGCACACGGUUCGUCGAUCGUUCACCUCGCGAGGGUGAAGGGGUGUUUUCGCAGAGGAGAGGCAGCGACGUGGCGCGACGCGACGCGACGCGACGCGACGCGGGAGCGCGGCAAAUUUCGUCGCUCCCGGCUCUCUCUUUCUCCGCCCGUCGACGGCGAUAUCGCGCGUAUCUAACGCGCUACAACCGCGUUGCAAAUUCGCGAGACGCGUAAGGAAUAAACAUACGAUUUGUCUCUCGUCGCGAGUGCGUGGAGAGCGAGUAGUCGCGCGCGCGGUGUGGCACCGGGAGCGGAACGGGCGAGUUUUAGGGGAUCGUUUCUUCGUCGACGACGGCGAAGAAUGAUACGAGUGGGGAAGGAGCGUUGAGGACUCUAUCUUCGGAGGAAACGAUAUAUAAGUCGCGCUGGGGUUGAAACCGCUCUUUCUCUCUUUCUCUCUCACUCUGUGAUUUAUAAGCUGCGAUCGUAAAAUCCGCUCGCGAGAAGAAGAAAGGAAGGAAGGUGUACCGUGUGUAGGUGUGCCGUGUGUGUACGUGUGUUCUACGGUAUGACCAGUCACGAGUGAAGUCCCCGUUACCCCGGACAUCCAUUCUCGCGGAAUCACACGAACACGUGCGAUUCCGGAAAGAUGAUACGCGACUACCUGAUACUGCUCUCAUGGCUCUGCGCGGUGCAAGGGAAAAUAGGAUAUUUCUGGCAUAUCACCGAUAUUCACUACGAUCCAAAAUAUGCCGCGCAAGGAAACGGCGCCCCUAUGUGCUGGAACACGAGAAACAUCCUCGAUGGCGGACGUAUGAGGCUCGACAGAAAACUGGCGGGCAAGUUCGGCGACUACAGCUGCGAUUCGCCCUGGGCCCUGAUCGAAUCGGCGGCGCGGGCGAUGAGAUCGAAGCACGGCGAUAUCGAGUUCGUCCUGUGGACGGGUGAUGCGCUGACGCGCAAUACCGCCAUGAACGCCGAGCUGCGUCUGCACUGUUUGCGGAAUUUGACCGAGCUGUUGCACCGCACGUUCAAAGGACACUUCGUGUUCCCCGCGCUCGGUCACGAAGACAUAGGCCUGAAUUACACGCAGCUCGCUUCCGUCUGGCAGAACUGGCUACCGCCAGAAGCGGUGGACACUUUUGUAAAGGCCGGCUACUAUACGAUCGAGCAGCGCUCGAAAAAAUAUCGGAUCGUCUUCCUUAAUACGAAUUUGUGGCUGAACCCGCUCGACAACCGCAUGCUGCAUCGCGUCGGGAGCAGCACGGUCGAUAACACGCAGGAUCCCUUCGGCCAAUGGUCCUGGUUCCAGUCGGUCCUCGAGAAUGCGCGGAAGAAGAAGGAGACGGUGUACAUAGUCGGCCACACACCGCCGGGGGUGGAUGACCACGAAAGCGGCGCCGCGGCGCUCAACGAGAUGCACAACACGAAGUAUCUGCAGGUAGUGCGGCUCUACUCGGACAUCAUCCGGGGACAGUUCUUUGGCCACUGGCAUUCGGAUACAUUCCGCGUGAUAUACAGCGACACAGGUAUGCCCGUAUCGUGGAUAAUGAUGGCUCCCAGCGUAACGCCGAGCACCGUCGGAGGGCCCAACAACCCGGGCUUGCGACUUUACAAGUUCGAAACUAACACCGGACAGAUUCUGGAUUACACGCAGUACUAUCUUAAUCUGCCCCAAGCGAAUUCAAUCGGCAAAGCGAACUGGGAUGUCGAGUACUCGCUGCUCGACUAUUAUGAGCUGCAGGAGAUAUCGGCGAUCACUCUUCACGAUCUCGCGGACCGGUUUACGCAGUCGAACGAUUAUGCCUUCGUCAGGUAUUACGCGGCCAACACGGUCUCGCUGCCGCGCGAGGUGGAGCAAAUCUGGGGCUGCGGCGGUCCUCUCAACGGAGUCUGUGCGCUGCAUCAUUACUGCACUGUGACGAGGCUAAAUCCCGAGUCCUACAGGGAGUGCUACUCGUCCUACGCUUACGCCCUGGCGUCCACGGGACACUCCACCGUACGUCUCUACUUUGCGUUGCAUCUGCUAGUCCUGCUGAUUUCCUGUGCUGAGGUUCUGAAAGACCGGUAGGAUGAGCAAGACGAGAGGACUCCCGAUAGCGCGGGCCACGGUCCCGCCUCCGGUCGGCCCUCCACGACGACGACGGUCCGCGUCUCUUCUCUGGCAGAAUCCGAUCGGGACACACCAUCGAUCGGCCACGGAUCGGAUCGGUCUAGGAGCGGUCCACGAGUUUAAGGCGAACGCGUCUAGCGAUACGGCGUUACGCUGCCCGGUGUGUCAUCUACUUUGUCUAUGUCUCUGUCGUGUCUCCGUCUUCUCCUUGUCGCGCCACCGAAAUUGUUCAGGCGCGCUCUCGUUCCGUCGUGUUUGGUGUUGCGUUUGUGUACGCGUUUUCAGGUGAGGCUGUUAAAAAAAAAAAAAUCCAAACUCCGGAUUGGAUGUUCGACAGAUAUCCAGAAUGCUCGGACUGAAUGCCGCCGCGCACAAUUUAGCUUUGAAAUUGAGACAUCCGAAUAACUCGGGUACGAUUUUUCGAAUAAUUAUUCAGUAAUUUGGACAAUUCGGAUAAGUCGGAUAAUUUGAGUACUUUGAAUAAUUCGUCUAUUGAAAAAAAUAAUUUAAUGUUUGAAUUGAAGCGAUGUUUAAAUAAUAAUGGUUUUUCCUUCCUCUCUCAAACUUUUUGAAACAAAAUAUAGAUUUCAAAUUUGUUCAAGAACCUACUAAAAUUAAUCAAUUCAAGAGUUUUUUUAUAAUUGAAAAAUUUAACUGAUGGAAUUCUCAUGAUUAUUUAAAAUUUAAAUAACAUAAAUUUCCAUAAUGAAAUGCUUUUUUAAAUCAGAAAUCUCUAUUUUUAUCCGAAAUAUUCGAAUGAUGAGGGGAAGAUUGGAUUUACUUGGCUAAAUCGACAAACUUGCUAAUAAUUCUUUCUUGGAGACCAAUCGUCAGCUGGAUAGACGUAGAAGUAAUCUUGAAGAUGAUUAGUUUCUAAUUACCUCAUAAAUUAUCAGUUUAAGUUAGUUUAACAGUAAAAUUUCUCUUGCUCUUUUUACAGUUAUGAUUUACAAAUUAUUAAUAGUAUCGAGUACAUUUUCUCUCCCUAACAUUUUACAUUCUUAGACAAUUUUCAUAUCAAAGCAUAUAAUAUGCAUAAAGUUUUGCGCACAGAAAGAGUUGUGCAAAAAGGUUAGUUCCAAGCAACAUAAAGUUGAUUGAUUUUUAAAUUUCUUUCGUUUAAAGUCUUUACAAAGUUUACAUUUUUUACAAUGUCUCUCUAUGUGUAUUUACCUAUCUGUGCGUCUUCGCAAGGAAACACCAAGAAUUAUGAGCAACAUGUCAAUAUAACCAAUCGGAGAUGCAGUCUUCCUUGGAAUACCCGAACAAUUAUCCAAAUAUUUACAGUCUUAAGUUGCAAGAGUUAUUCACGUGGAAAUAACUUGCCGCGUUUCUUCGGCGCGGCUGCGGCUGCCAUUGCGAGAACAAAGAAAAAAAAAGAGAGA
This is a messenger RNA of Solenopsis invicta (red fire ant), 3529 nucleotides long. Its product is annotated as acid sphingomyelinase-like phosphodiesterase 3a. NCBI's taxonomy places the organism in Eukaryota, Metazoa, Arthropoda, Insecta, Hymenoptera, Formicidae. The record is from RefSeq and is a predicted model, not a curated record. The transcript is spliced from 11 exons. The coding region runs from base 681 to 2102 and encodes 473 amino acids. Gene Ontology annotation, molecular function: hydrolase activity.